Molecule: messenger RNA, 1146 nt
Organism: Aspergillus pseudotamarii
Lineage: Eukaryota; Fungi; Ascomycota; Eurotiomycetes; Eurotiales; Aspergillaceae
Product: nucleoside phosphorylase domain-containing protein
Exons: 1
Coding region: 1-1146 (381 amino acids)
Biological process (GO): nucleoside metabolic process
Molecular function (GO): catalytic activity
Source: RefSeq, a predicted model, not a curated record
AUGAAACUAUCCUAUGAUGACUACACGAUUGCCUGGAUUUGUGCGUUACCGCUGGAGAUGGCGGCUGCCAAGGCGAUGCUUGAGGAGACACAUGAAUCACUCCCCCAACCACAAGCGGACCAGAACUCCUAUUCUCUUGGAGAAAUGAGCGGCCAUAAUAUUGUUCUUGUCUGUCUACCCUCAGGUAUAUAUGGAACAACAUCUGCAGCCACAGUUCUCGCCCAAAUGCUGUCCACAUUCCCGUCCAUAAAGGUUGGUUUGAUGGUGGGGAUUGGCGGGGGCGUACCCAGCAGUAGUGUUGAUAUUCGCCUUGGGGAUGUGGUGGUUAGCAUGCCGUCCGGCUCCUCAGGUGGCGUGAUACAGCAUGAUUACGGCAAGGCACUGCCUGAUGGAUUCUUUCAGCAUACUGGCUCACUCAACAGCCCCCCUCAAGUACUGUUGAGUGCUGUGUCUCACAUGCGCUGCAAUUAUAUGAUUAAAGGAUCUGAGAUUCACGCUACUAUUAUGAAGACUCUGGAUAGUAAUCGGUAUAUGGAAGAACAGUUCUCGCCGCCUGAUAGAGACUUGCUGUUCAAUGCGACAUAUCAGCAUCCCAAGAACAGUCUCGAUUGCUCGCAAUGCGAUCAGUGCCAGGUGGUGAAACGUAUACCACGAAAGUCUCACGAGCCUCAAAUUCAUUAUGGCUUGGUUGCAUCUGGGAACCAGGUUAUAAAGGACGCUGAAACACGAGACUUUCUUGCUCAGACGCUAGGAGUCAUCUGCUUUGAAAUGGAGGCUGCUGGACUCAUGAACCAGCUACCUUGCUUGGUGAUCCGCGGUAUUUGUGACUACUGUGACUCGCACAAGCAGAAGGACUGGCAAAGUUAUGCAGCACUGAGUGCAUCUGCAUAUGCUAAGGUGCUCUUAACAGCUGUCCCUAUCAGCAGCAGCAAGGAGACUAGACCAAGGAGUCAUAUCCAAUUGAACGGGAAGUCAAAGCACGGCGUUGUACCCAGUUCAACGUUUAACAGCUACGGUUCUGGAGCGCAGUUCAAUGCUACUGGGAACAUUCAAAACAACAACACAGGAAGUGGCAACCAAUUCCUCGGUAACUUCGCUGGGCCUGUGUAUUUCGGCCAGCCUCCCGCCGCAUCUAAGGAUAACUAG